AUGCAAUGCAAUCACUUGUGGUCAGUGGACAACUGCGGAACCGUUCACUCGUUGGACAUUAAAAGUAAACAAUGGUCUCAAUUGUCUUACCAGAGGCUUGAGUUCAAGCGGGUCUCGUCGUCGCCGCAGUCUAUUUGGGCGAUCGGUGGCGACCAUCAGAUCUAUAUAUACGUGCCGUCAAAUGAUAUACCCAUCAGAGUCUGUGACCUCACGUACGAGAAUCAGCGGUGGAAUCCUUUGAAUCAAUUCAGUUCAUCGCUUCUGCCGACAGACAGACCGCAAUUCAGUUGCGCCGACGGCUCACUCGCUUUGCCCAAAGAGGGCUUCGUUUUGCCGUCAAAGGGCUGGUCCUACGAGAGUGACUGGUAUAUCGAGACCAACAUCGAGGGCGAACCGUUAGAGCCCGAGGGCUGGUCCUAUGCCAUCGACUUUCCCAUGAAGUUCUCGAGCGAAAAGCAUUGGAGUUCACUCGUCAGACGCCGACGUUGGCUCAGAUUCCGCAGGUAUGUUUGUAUCAACGAAUGGGCACUCGUGGAGUCAAUUCACGGCGAUUUUGUGACCGAACCAUUCAUCGACAUAUCGACGGGCGGUUACGAAAUGUCCGGCAGUGAUAACGAUAUGUUAGCCGUUUGGGCGGUGACUGUCAUCGGACGAGUGAUUUACAGGAAAGGGAUCGACAAAUACUCACCCGAAGGCGUUUCAUGGGUUAACGUCAAAGUGCCCGUCGGUUGGGAAGUGAACCAAAUAUCGUGCGGACCGACGGGACUGGUUUGGGCGGUCGCGUGGGACGGAUCGGCAUUAGUCCGCUCGGGAGUCAAUAGGGAUACUAUUUAUGGGAAU
Molecule: messenger RNA, 840 nt
Organism: Medioppia subpectinata
Lineage: Eukaryota; Metazoa; Arthropoda; Arachnida; Sarcoptiformes; Oppiidae
Source: the annotation of a GenBank genome assembly